Messenger RNA from Aethina tumida (small hive beetle), 734 nucleotides. Its product is annotated as putative gustatory receptor 28a. The record is from RefSeq and is a predicted model, not a curated record. Bases 66 to 668 code for a protein of 200 amino acids. Gene Ontology annotation, biological process: sensory perception of taste. The transcript is spliced from 2 exons. Gene Ontology annotation, cellular component: dendrite; neuronal cell body; axon. NCBI's taxonomy places the organism in Eukaryota, Metazoa, Arthropoda, Insecta, Coleoptera, Nitidulidae.
AAACGUAUAACCCAAAUAGCAACACUGUAAUAGUGUUCUUUGAAAAUUACAGUUACUUUCAUAUUAUGUUUUUUUGUAAGCAACACGUCAUGUUUAUUAAAUGGAAGUACCAAAAACUUCAAAAUAGUUUGCAAGAAGUUGUAAAUAAUAUUAAGAAACGUCAACUAGAAAAUCACAUAUCUAAAAUACGAGACAUAGAAAAUCUUUACAUGGAAUUACGUCGUUCAGUUGAAAACUUCAACCAUUUAUUUGGUUGGCCAAUAUUGCAAACAAUUGUAUAUAUCUCAAUGAACAUAUUGCUUUUAUUAUACACUAUAAUAUUUGAUAAGUCGUUUCGAAAUAUUGGAUACUGGUAUUCUAUUUACAUAUAUAUACUGGUCGAUAUAUCAGUUUAUUUGGCAAUUACUAUAAAUAUAAUUGUCUCAUGUGAAAAAGCAAAAAGGCAAGGUGACAAAAUGCUAUCAUGGACAUUCAGUCUCCUAACUAAGAUUCCAGAUAGAAAUAUCCAGGAAAAACAGGAAAUGCUGUAUCUGACAAAAGUGGUGUCUUAUUCGAAACCAUCAUUUUCUGCUGCUGGUUUGUUUCAAGUAAAGAAAACUGUACUGUCUGCAAUUGUUGGUACCCUGACUACCUAUUUCAUUGUUAUUGUACAAUUCAUUGAUUUGUAGAUGUUUUAAUACUUGAAUGUAAUAAAAUUUAUAUAAUUCUAGGCAAUAUAUUAUAAUUUUCAUUAA